Molecule: messenger RNA, 264 nt
Organism: Dovyalis caffra
Lineage: Eukaryota; Viridiplantae; Streptophyta; Magnoliopsida; Malpighiales; Salicaceae
Source: the annotation of a GenBank genome assembly
AUGGAGGAUGAUUUUAAGCCAGUGGUGCAACCUUUAAUGAGCUCUAUUAUCUUAAUUCGGGGGGACAAUGCUGGACGGUAUGUGGAUGAUGAAGCCUCUUCUCUUGAUGACUUCGUACUUGAGCAAAUCCACACUCCUUUAACAACCAAUUCCGCUUUUGGAACUAGUUUGCUUCAAGGAGGAGAAGAAAAUGUGGGCCAAUUCCUUUAUCUAGAAGGGGUCGAGUAUGAAGGAAUUUCGGACAUUAAACUUCUCGAUGCGGGA